Limanda limanda (common dab) is the source of this 405-nucleotide messenger RNA. RefSeq names its product prostate stem cell antigen-like. Lineage: Eukaryota; Metazoa; Chordata; Actinopteri; Pleuronectiformes; Pleuronectidae. Gene Ontology annotation, molecular function: transmembrane receptor protein serine/threonine kinase activity. The transcript is spliced from 3 exons. The coding region runs from base 1 to 405 and encodes 134 amino acids. Gene Ontology annotation, cellular component: membrane. The record is from RefSeq and is a predicted model, not a curated record.
AUGUGUCCCCUCCCCAGGGCAGACUGGGAAACUCCGCAUGUCUACUAUGAGGCUUGGUGUCACCAUGGCCAAGCUCUGCAAUGCUACAAAUGCAAUCUAGGCAUGUGGGGCUCGUGCAUAACCCGUAAAGACGAUUGUACAAAUGGAAGCCUUUGCUUCAGUGGUGUUGGGAGGGCAGCCGGCUUCGUGGAUUUAUAUAAGAAGGGCUGUCUUGUGAAGCGUAGGUGCAACCAGACCAAUGAGUGGAAAUUGACCGACAACUCCAACUACCGCUUCUGGAGCAUAACCAGGACGUGCUGCAACACUGACCUCUGCAAUGCAGCGCCCGGUCUGCCCGGGGCCUCCGGGCUCAGCCUGGCCCUCGCCACCAUCACUGCUCUGCUCAUGGCCCAAGUCCUGGUUUGA